AUGGCGGGUCCUUUUCUAUCUCCGAUGCCUGGGGAUCUUCUUACGGAAUAUAUGUUCGGCAGACGUCGCCAGCGACGGAAUCGCACCACAUUCACGCCGCAACAACUGCAGGAAUUAGAACAGUUGUUUCAAAAAACGCACUAUCCGGAUGUGUUUUUGCGUGAAGAAGUCGCACUGCGGAUUAAUUUAAGUGAAGCACGUGUUCAGGUUUGGUUUCAAAAUCGUCGAGCGAAAUGGAGGAAACAAGCACGGCUACAAUUAUUACAAGAUGCUUGGCGAAUGCGUUGUUUGAGCAUGGGAAAUGCACAAAUAAUCAUAGCGUCUGAAUCUCAAGCAACAUCCAACAACAGCAGCUCGAAUAACACCACCUCCAACAACCAUAACAAUAGCCACAAUACCAAUAAUUAUGCUAUUAAAACGAUAAACGAUACAAAGGCUACACAGAAUGCAGCAUCCCAGGAACACAUGCCAGAAACAGUAUUUAUUCAACAAUCAGCUAAUCAAAGUACAACUCAUCGAGACGGGAGUUCAAAAAACAAUAUUAACAUGAAUCUUACGAACCAUAACAAAUCUAAUAUCACUAAGAAAGAUUAUACAAAAGAGUGUGUAGAUGAAGCCAGGAUUUCUAAACAUAAGCCAGAUAAGUUAUCAUUCGAAGAUGGUCAUUUCCAUCACGUAGAAAGCAACAUAUAUAAAGGAAAUGACAAUAAAGAUUAUGGAGCACUCUCAACGCGACGUAUGCCCUCACGACCAGUGCAAAUAGAAAUGAACUUUUCAAACUCCAGCGAUGCAUCUGACAAUUCCGAAGAAAUAGAUCUUACCAGCAAUAUAGGGUGCAUCGAUUAUUCAAAUUCAAAUGCAAGUAAGAAUUGA
Anopheles marshallii is the source of this 873-nucleotide messenger RNA. RefSeq names its product homeobox protein OTX2-B. The record is from RefSeq and is a predicted model, not a curated record. Bases 1 to 873 code for a protein of 290 amino acids. Lineage: Eukaryota; Metazoa; Arthropoda; Insecta; Diptera; Culicidae. The transcript has 3 exons. Gene Ontology annotation, biological process: regulation of transcription by RNA polymerase II. Gene Ontology annotation, molecular function: DNA-binding transcription factor activity, RNA polymerase II-specific; RNA polymerase II transcription regulatory region sequence-specific DNA binding.